CUGAAAACCCCCUGGAAAUUUGAAGAGAAGCCUGAUACUUGCUUACUGUUGGAGGCUAUUGCUAAAGUGAUAUAAUUGUUGAAAUAUGAACAUGAACAUUUUUCCUCGUAAUAACGCUUUGAAAUUAGCGCCAUGCUCAUUUUACCGCCUCGCCGCUUCGGAUCAAAGGCGCGCCACUAGUCUCGAAGACGCAACCACGUGGUUCAAACGCACAUAAUAGACCCGAGACCGAGAGAAACCGCCUAGUUGACCAAAGUUGACAAACAAACGGUCUCCAAAAAAAGGGUAAAAAUUCAGUUCGUUCCAGUCUGAAUGCCGGAAAUUCAAUUGACGAAAGUAGCAAUAAAAAAAAAAUGAAGUAGUUCAAUAUCACUAUUCCUCGGACUAUGACAUCGAGAGUAGUGAAAGUACUUUGGGUUGGACGCCUCAGUUACGGAACUGGUCUUCGAUUACAGAAAGCAUUAGCAGACCAGCACCACGAUCAAACGCUGAACAGUCCAGCCAAUACUCUCGUUUUAUUAGAACACAAUCCCGUCUAUACCGUCGGCAUAAGAAACAAGGGAUACGACCAAGAAGAUGAAAAAAAAUUGAAAAACCUUGGAGCGGAAUUCUAUAAAACAAAUCGAGGUGGCCUCAUAACUUUCCACGGCCCUGGUCAACUUGUUGCUUAUCCGAUAAUAAACUUAAAAGAUUUCCAAGGCGGUAUUAAGUGGUACGUUUGUCAGAUAGAAAAAAUGAUCAUCAGACUCUGUGCAGAGUUUGGCAUCCAGGGAAAAACUUCACCAGACACUGGAGUUUGGAUCGAUGAUAAAAAAAUCUGCGCGAUUGGAAUUCAUGGAAGUCGGUACAUUACGACCCAUGGAUUGGCUUUGAAUUGUAAUACGGAUCUAAGAUGGUUCGAUCAUAUUGAUCCUUGUGGGAUUCAAGAUAAAGGCGUUACGAGCAUCAGCAAGGAAUUAGCCAUGGAUGUGAGAAUUGAUGAUGUACUUCCUUUGUUCAAAAAUGCUUUUCAAGAUCAAUUUGAGUGUUCGCUGGUCGAGUUCCCGCCUGGAGAAGCUUCGGAAAUACUCCGAAGUUGCAGUAAAGAUUGAUGAACUUUUAGAUAUAAGUAGUUCAAAUUUGUUCUUAUAUUAAGAAUGUUUUAAGUAGCUAUCCUUUAAAAGUUAAAAAAUGGGUCUCGUGCCCACCUACAGACUCUCCCAUUAUUUCCGCCAAUUUUCAACCCAUAUUUUUUCCUCAACCCCCUACUUCCCAUCCCAUAAUUUCCCCUACUUGGAAAAAAGUGCGACAGACGGAUGGACAUUUGACCAAAACUAUAAGGGUUUCUGCUUGGGGCUAAGAAACCCGAAAAAGCUGUAGCAACGAAAUAUCCCAUAGAUUGUUCUUUAUUUAUCUGUUAAUAAAGAUUUCGACUUUUCUGCACCAUCAAUUUUGUAAAUCAAAAUUUCCAAAUAAUUUUAUUUCAUGAUCCAAUUUAUUUGCAAAUAUUUAUAAACAUUAUUGAUUAAAAAGAGAAAUUCAAUUGUAAAUGAUUAAUAUAAUUAUUAAUAAUUCUGUUCGUAUAACGUCUUUUUAUCGCACUAUGUAAUAUGUAAACUUUUUCACAAUUCAAAGAAUUGAUAAAAACGAAAUUAUGAACAAAAACGUAGAAUAUCUUAAUUUCGAAAGUGUAUAAUAAAUUGUUGGUACUGAUAAAACAUUUUCGGUAUCGUUAACAAAAUAAUCACUGGUACCGAGAAAAAGAUUUCUAGUAAAAUUGAAAAGGAUUUUAAAGAAUGAUUUCAAAAGAUUAAUUUAAAGUUUUGAAUAUGUUGAAAAAGAAUCUAGAAGAUUUUAAAGAUAAUUUUGUUUUAAUCACA
This is a messenger RNA of Belonocnema kinseyi, 1859 nucleotides long. It is a transcript of the gene Lipt2, whose product is annotated as putative lipoyltransferase 2, mitochondrial. NCBI's taxonomy places the organism in Eukaryota, Metazoa, Arthropoda, Insecta, Hymenoptera, Cynipidae. The transcript has 3 exons. Gene Ontology annotation, cellular component: mitochondrion. The record is from RefSeq and is a predicted model, not a curated record. Gene Ontology annotation, biological process: protein lipoylation. Gene Ontology annotation, molecular function: lipoyl(octanoyl) transferase activity. The coding region runs from base 387 to 1091 and encodes 234 amino acids.